CACAAAACCUGCCAUAAACGGUAAACCCUAAACCCCUGACUCCAUCUCUCUCUCUCUCUCUCUCUCUCCAACCUUCUACGGUAACGUAAGCGAGUCUUUGAUAAUUUGAUUUCCAUAUUCUUGCUCUGCAAGUCAAGCCUCCUUCCCACAUUUUCUUUCAGACCCUUAAAAGCCCAUCUCUUGGGGUUUAUUUGAAAACCCAGGAGGAGAACAAGGAGAAGCAAAAAUGGCUAAAUCAUAUGCGCUGGGGCUCAUAUCUACAGCACUGGCAGCCGCGGCCACGUCCUCUUCCACCUUAUCAUCCCAAUCUCACUUAGCUUAUGCUGAUGGGUCUUUCAAACUCUCUCCAAUUUCUCCUCCUUCUUCUGAGAAAUCACAGCCGUCCAAUCCGCCGGCGGGUAAUUCCGAGUCUUCAUCUCCGUCCAGGGUUCGGAAUGAUAAUCCGAGGACGACAUCGGCGGGGUUUGACCCGGAGGCAUUGGAGCGGGGGGCCAAGGCGUUGAGGGAGAUCACCAAUUCUGCUCAUGCCAAGAAGGUGUUUGAAGUUAUCAAGAAGCAAGAAGAGACAAGGCAGGUGGAGAUGGAAUCAAAGGUUGCGGAGUUCAAGGCCGUGCAAGCUCAAGCUGAGACUGAGAGACAAAGGGUAAUAUAUGAUGAACAGAAGAAGCUAGCUCAGCAUCAAGCACAAACAAAAUCCCAAAUGGCUCGGUAUGAGGAUGAAUUGGCAAGGAAGAGAAUGCAGGCAGAAAAUGAGUACCAGAGAGCGAGGAAUCAAGAGCUUGUAAAGCUGCAAGAAGAAUCAUCAAUUCGGCAAGAACAAGCUCGGCGAGCAACAGAAGAACAGAUUCAAGCACAACGUCGGCAAACAGAGAGGGAGAAGGCUGAGAUAGAACGUGAAACAAUUAGAGUGAGGGCUAUGGCAGAAGCAGAAGGGAGAGCCCAUGAAGCAAAGUUAGGUGAAGAGGUUAACAGGCGAAUGCUGGUGGAACGUGCCAACGCCGAGAGAGAGAAAUGGAUAUCUGCCAUAAAUACUACCUUUGACCAUAUUGGAGGGGGUUUGAGAGCCAUUCUAACAGAUCAAAAUAAGUUGGUUGUAUUUGUUGGAGGAGUGACAGCUCUAGCAGCAGGGGUUUACACAACAAGAGAAGGUGCAAGGGUGAUAUGGAGCUAUGUUGAUAGGAUACUGGGACAACCAUCACUGAUUAGAGAGUCCUCCAGAGGGAAAUACCCUUGGUCAGGCUUGUUUGCUCGUGCCAUGAGCACACUUUCUCGUGGUGCUGAUAAGGGAUCUUUGAAAAAUGGGAAUGGGUUUGGUGAUGUAAUUUUACACCCUUCUCUUAAAAAAAGGAUUGAACAGCUGGCUGGUGCAACAGCCAAUACAAAAUCCCAUCAGGCACCAUUCCGCAACAUGCUCUUCUAUGGUCCUCCAGGAACGGGAAAAACAAUGGCUGCUAGAGAGCUGGCUCGUAAAUCGGGACUGGAUUAUGCAUUGAUGACUGGAGGAGAUGUUGCUCCACUGGGACCUCAGGCUGUCACGAAGAUACACCAGUUAUUUGAUUGGGCCAAGAAGUCCCGGAAAGGUUUAUUGCUUUUCAUUGAUGAAGCUGAUGCAUUUUUGUGCGAGCGGAACAAAACCUACAUGAGUGAAGCUCAAAGAAGUGCACUCAAUGCCCUCCUUUUCCGCACAGGUGACCAGUCCAAGGACAUAGUACUUGCUCUCGCUACAAAUCGCCCUGGCGAUCUUGAUUCAGCUGUGGCAGACCGUAUUGAUGAAGCUCUGGAAUUUCCAUUGCCUGGGGAACAGGAACGUUUCAAGCUUUUAAAACUGUACUUGGACAAGUACAUAGCUCAGGCUGGACAGAAGAAAUCUAGUUGGUUCCAAAACUUAUUCAGAAAGGAACAACAGAAGAUAGAGAUUAAGGGUUUGACUGAUGAUAUAUUAAGGGAAGCAGCAGCCAAAACCGAAGGAUUUUCUGGAAGAGAAAUAGCAAAAUUGAUGGCAAGUGUCCAAGCGGCUGUUUAUGGGAGUGAGAAUUGUGUGCUUGAUCCAAGCCUGUUCCGAGAGAUAGUAGAUUAUAAAGUUGCAGAGCAUCAACAGAGAAGGAAAAUGGCAGCUGGUAAAGGAAGUGCAUGACGCGAUCUAUUACAAACAAGAAAUGUUUGUAUUAUGUGGCCAUGCAUUCAUGGCAGGUUUUAUGAGCGUAGCAAUUAGUAGUGUUCGGAAUGGCCCAUGCUUUUAUUGUUUUGGGCAUCAUGAUCUUCAUCAUUAUUUUGGCCCCUUUUUGAGUUUGGGGAUUUUGGUAUUUCUCAUCUUAGGUUCUUUCAAUGGGUAGUGAUCAUGGAAGCGGCUGAAAUAUUGUAUUUUUGUCGGUAUAGUUUUUCUUGUAUCUUUCUAUCUCUUCAGAAGAGAAGAACUUGCAGCAGUAUCUCAAUUUCAAUUCAAAUAAAACACAACUUGUCUUCACGGAAGGCCAUUACAGGCUAUAUGCAUA
Molecule: messenger RNA, 2492 nt
Organism: Juglans regia (Persian walnut)
Lineage: Eukaryota; Viridiplantae; Streptophyta; Magnoliopsida; Fagales; Juglandaceae
Product: ATPase family AAA domain-containing protein 3-like
Exons: 7
Coding region: 227-2134 (635 amino acids)
Biological process (GO): mitochondrion organization
Cellular component (GO): mitochondrion
Molecular function (GO): zinc ion binding; ATP hydrolysis activity; ATP binding
Source: RefSeq, a predicted model, not a curated record